AUGGAUCCAAGGAAACCAAUCAAGCGAGCUAAAGCUACAAAACUAGAAAAGAAGGAAAAGGCUCAACAAUGGCGGUAUUGGGGAGAGAGAGAGAGAGUGUGUGUGUGCUCAAGUGCAUUUAUUGUUCCUUCUUCUCAAAGCAGAGAUGAGAGAUGA
Molecule: messenger RNA, 156 nt
Organism: Brassica napus (rape)
Lineage: Eukaryota; Viridiplantae; Streptophyta; Magnoliopsida; Brassicales; Brassicaceae
Exons: 2
Coding region: 1-156 (51 amino acids)
Source: RefSeq, a predicted model, not a curated record